GAGGAUGACAGAGGCUGCCAAAAAGAGCACGAAGAAACCCGUAGAUGAUGGAAACUUCGAUAAGGAGAUCAUUUCAAGAUGGCCUGAUCUUGAGUUAUCACAAACCAGAUUCAUGCUCAAUCAUCCCGAAGUAGACAGCAGCGUGAAAGAAGCCAAGCUCGAGAAGCUUCAGGAAACUAUCAAAGAAUUCGACAUGGCGCCAUUCUACGAGCUUGUCUGCGCUGACUUCAAAAUUGUCGUAGAUGCAACACAAUUGGCUGCAAUGAAAGCAGCUAAUCAGAAAAAGAUCGAUGAAAUCACCGCAGAAGUUGAAGACGCGGAGAAGAACCUUGGCGAAUCUGAAGUGCGUCAGGGAUUACUCCGCAAGUUCGAGUACUACUGUCAGAUCGGUGACAAAGACAACGCUCUGAAAGCGUACACAGCCACCUAUGAGAAGACAGUCGGUAUGGGAUAUCGUAUUGAUGUAGUUUUCGCCAUGAUUCGUGUUGGACUUUUCUUCCUCGAUCAUCAUCUCAUCAACAAGUUUAUCACCAAAGCAAAAGAACUUAUGGAGCAAGGAGGAGACUGGGAACGCAAAAAUCGCCUUCGAUCCUACGAAGCGCUUUACCGAAUGUCUGUUCGUGAUUUUGCUGGAGCCGCUGAUUUGUUCCUUGAAGCUGUGCCAACAUUCGGAUCAUACGAGCUCAUGACAUAUGAAAACUUGAUUCUCUACACUGUCAUCACCACAACCUUUGCUUUGGACAGACCAGACCUUCGUACCAAGGUUAUUCGUUGCAAUGAAGUUCAAGAACAGCUGACCGGAGGGGGACUCAAUGGAACAUUGAUUCCAGUUCGUGAGUAUCUCGAAUCAUACUAUGAUUGUCACUACGAUCGUUUCUUCAUUCAGUUGGCCGCUCUUGAAAGCGAGAGAUUCAAGUUUGAUCGCUAUCUAUCGCCACACUUCAACUAUUACUCUCGUGGAAUGCGCCAUCGCGCUUACGAACAAUUUUUGACUCCUUACAAGACUGUACGUAUCGAUAUGAUGGCCAAGGAUUUUGGUGUUUCCCGUGCUUUCAUCGACCGCGAAUUGCACCGUCUGAUUGCGACUGGGCAAUUGCAAUGUCGUAUUGAUGCUGUUAACGGAGUGAUUGAAGUGAAUCAUCGUGACUCGAAGAAUCAUCUGUACAAGGCAGUUAUCAAGGAUGGAGAUAUAUUGCUCAACCGCAUUCAGAAGCUUGCCAGAGUUAUCAAUGCAUAACCGAGCCCAGUUCUUCAAACGUGUAAAUCCUUUUAUUUUACCCUAUUCUUCUUCUCCCGUAUUAUUUCUUUGCGUUAACUCGCUUUGAAUCUCCCCACUUCUUCAUCAUUUCCGGUUGAAUGAAUUAAUUUAUUACCAUCGCUGUAUUUUUAAAACUGUAUUCACACUUUCUUGGUCAAAUACCAAUUGUUUUAUUAUCUUUAAAAUGUUUUUACAUGUUAUUUAAUACCACUUCUUCACUUCUUCACUUCUUCAUUUCUUUAUUUCUUUAUCCACAUCGCUGCGAUGUAGAUCCGCUGUUUAUUUUUCAAUCGUUCAUAAGUUGAUGUUCCAGGAGCACAGUACGUUGCUCGCAGCGAGUUUUUGAAGAAUUUAACGAAGAAAGGAGCCUAAAAUAUUUAUAUACAAAUUUUUUAACUUUUGGCCUAGUUUACUUUCUCUAGUAGCCUAUCAUAUUUUCUCGCUGAAUAUUUUAAGCCCUCAACUACUUCAUCAGUGCAAAACUCGAAAUGUUUCUUUACAAAACCGGCUGCUGUGGCUGUCUCCUGAAUCUGUUUUGCCUGUAAUCACUAGCUGUAUUUAUAUAAAUUUUACAAGUAGACUAACCUCAUGGGGAUAUCGAAUGUCCAUGUAGCAGAAGGCACCACCCGAUCGCAAAACUC
Caenorhabditis elegans is the source of this 1899-nucleotide messenger RNA. RefSeq names its product 26S proteasome non-ATPase regulatory subunit 6 (gene rpn-7). The record is from RefSeq and is marked reviewed. The transcript has 3 exons. Gene Ontology annotation, cellular component: proteasome complex. The coding region runs from base 5 to 1237 and encodes 410 amino acids. Lineage: Eukaryota; Metazoa; Nematoda; Chromadorea; Rhabditida; Rhabditidae.